CAUUUGGGAAUGCAAAAACAGUACAUAAUAAUAAUUCUAGUCGAUUUGGGAAAUUUAUCCAAGUUAAUUACAAAGAAUAUGGAAUGGUUCAUGGUGCUAUUGUGGAGAAAUACUUGUUGGAGAAAUCUAGAAUUGUUUCUCAAGCAAAAAAUGAAAGGAAUUACCAUGUCUUUUAUUAUCUUCUGAAAGGAGCCUCUGCAGAGGAACGAAGUUUUCUUCAUUUACACGAUGCCACGGAGUAUCAUUACCUUUCUCAGAGUAACUGUUAUACUGUUGAUGGUGUCGAUGAAGAGCAUGAAUUUGCCCGUUUAAAGCAGUCUAUGGAAAUGGUUGGUUUUUCUACUGAAAGACAGCACAGGAUUUUCUCUGUGUUGUCUGCUGUGUUACAUCUUGGUAACGUGGAGUUCAAGAAGAAAGGAGAUCUCCACCAUGAUGAAUCUGUAGUGAUUAGGAACGAAGCUGUUAUCACUGUGAUAUCUAAUUUACUGAAGGUGAAGGAAACGACACUCAUUGAUGCCUUAACCCAGAAAAGAACCGUUGCUGGAGGAGAGACAGUUUUUAUGAACUACAAAAUGGAAGAUGCAAUCGCUACCAGAGACGCACUUGCUAAAUGUUUAUAUGGUGUGCUCUUUGACUGGAUCGUACUGAAGGUCAACCAUGCUCUCCUUGCCAAACGCCACAACAGCGAACAUCAGGUAGACUUCUCCCCUGCCCCGUCUUGCACCCGGUAUGAUCAGAACCCCCCCUACACACAGGGAAAUUCUAUUGGAGUUCUGGAUAUAUUUGGUUUUGAAGACUUCCAUAAAAAUAGCUUUGAGCAGUUUUGUAUUAAUUAUGCAAACGAACACCUCCAGUAUUAUUUCAACCAACACAUCUUCAAGUUGGAACAGGAAGAGUACCAACGAGAAGGAAUUCAGUGGAAAAAUAUUGAAUUUAUUGACAAUACUGGUUGUCUGGAACUUUUUUCUAAAAAGCCAAAUGGUCUUUUCUGCUUGCUAGAUGAAGAGUGCAAUUUUCCUGGUGCUAGUAAUGACACCCUAUUGUCCAAGUUCAACCGUCAUCAUAAGGGCAAACCUUAUUAUGAGGUGCCCCAACUUCGGGAAGGUGCCUUCGUGGUUGUCCAUUAUGCUGGCAAAGUGAAGUACAGCACAGUGGAUUUCCGAGAGAAGAAUUCUGACCUCAUACGUACUGAUAUUGUCGGAGUUCUCAAGAACAGUAGUUCGGUUUUUGUCAAAGAACUACUUGGAGUUGACCCAGUCGCUAUUUUACGGUGGGGAUUGCUGAGAGCUUUCUUCAGAUGUGUUGCUGCCUUUAUUUCUGCUGGUAAAGAAUACCAACAGAAUGGAAAAUCCAGGAAACCUCCAAAGAAGACGAACGAAACAUCUCACCGAGAAAGUUGCAAAUUAUCUAGUGAUAAUUUAUUAAGGUCAGACUUACAAAGGACAUGCUGUAGUAAUUUGGGUAAUAAAUUAUUCAACAGUUUAGAGAGUAUACGGCAUGCUGGGAAUGGUGACCUGCUACCUGUCAAUGGUGUAUCCUCUCCUCCUUCCAAAGAGAGAACAGCACUGCCACUGCAUGAAAACCAACUGACCAGUAUUGCAUGUCCACUCUCUACUAACCACAAGCAAGCCACGACUGCUACUACAGCUGCUGCUACUAACACUACUACUCAUACUACUACUACUAAUUCUUCCAACGCAACUCCUCCUCUUCCUCUUACCACGGCUACUGACCAUUUUGCUGUCUCACAUCCAACAUCUUGUCCCAGUGGCAGCAGAGUGUGUGGUGUCAUUGGCAGCAGUACAGACAGCUGUCAUCAUAGCCAUACCCUGGGUCACAACAAGAUGACUGAUCAUGUACUUACCAGCCCUGUAGAGAACUAUUUACCAGUAGCUGAUGCCCUCCUCAUUAUGAAGGCACAGCAGGUGAUUAAGAAAAACAAGUGUACGAAAUCCAAGUACAGACAAAGUGUUAGUUACAGAGAUGUCCGGACGUUGAAGACGAUUGCAACACGUACUAUGAUUGGAGGUGGAAGGUUUCCUUUCAAAAAGCAACCCCCAAGUGUCAGUGCUCAAUUUCAGUGGUCCCUCUCCAGGCUGAUGGAAGCUCUAAGUCAAGGCAACCCAUUCUUUGUACGUUGUAUCAAGUCUAAUUCUGAAAAGGCUCCUUGUCAAUUUGAUGAUGACCUAGUUCUACGUCAGCUCCACUACACAGGCAUGUUGGCUACCGUGAAGAUUAGACAAUCUGGAUACAACUACCGACUCACAUUUGAUGAAUUCAUUCAUCAGUAUAAAAUUAUUCUUCCAAAUGGUCUUCUGAGUUCAAAGGAAGAUGUAAAGAAAUUCUUGGAAUGCAUGGAUCUGAAUCAAGAGAAUUAUCAGAUUGGAAUUACUAAAGUAUUUCUACGAGAGGUGGAGAAAGUGCGGCUUGAUGAGGCUUUACAUCGGGCAAUUAUGCAACGAGUGAUAACCAUACAACGAUGGAUGAAAGCCUUGUUGGAACGACAAAAUUUCAUCAAGCAACGAGCUGCUGCCUUGAAUAUUCAGUGUCAUGUAAGGCGAUUCUUGGCCCAGAGAAAACUGGCUCACAAGAAGCUGGAACGAGAUGCUGCUAUAACUAUACAGUCUGCUGUUCGUAUGAUGAUAGCACGGAAGAAGUUUUUGAUGGUCCAACAAUCUGUUACUCUUGUGCAGCCUUUUAUCAGAGGAUGUCUGACUCGGAAAAGGGUAACAAAGUUGUUGGAAGAAGCUCGUCAGAAGAAGAUCACAGAACAGCAGGAUUGGCAGUCAUCGAUUAGUGAUGAAGGGAUUCUGACGAAAGGAUUCAGCGCUGAAGAACUGGAACUUGACACAGAACAUCGACAUGUUCAAAGGCAUGAUUCUGAGGAGAGUAGUGGUAUUUUAGAAGAUUCCGAGACCGAAGCAGUCUCAAGCAGCACCAGAGGCAACACUGAUCCAGUAAUCUCUCCUGUUCAUACUCCAACAUCUCCUGAAGAAGAAGAAAAAAUCAAUAAUGUUCCUUUUAUUGCAAAGAAACCUUUUAAUGCUGGCCCUCUUGAGAAACGGCCCUUAUCAAGUUCAUUUUUGGACCAGCGUUUUGACUACUCACGAUUAUUUUGUAAUGAUCAGAGGGUGCAAGAAAUGGCUCAAGCUUUCCAACGGAAAUCUGAAUCUUCACUCCAUGACUGUGAUACAUCUUCUCCCAGUGGAUCGUACUCUUUGCCCUAUGACGCACCUUUGCUGUUGACCAUUUUGCUGCCAUUACAGCACCAUGGAUUAAAGCAUUCUCGAGUAGGUCCAAAUCAAGAUUUAUCGUCAUCAGGACUCUUUCCGCUAAUAUCACCUGAGAAGCAAGGUAAUAAUGAACGCGCUUCCAUGUUUGUGUACGAAAAACAAUCAACUGAAGGUGUCGGAGAAAAGUCUGUCAUCAACAUAAGCCCAUUCCGUCGUGCCCGGAAACAUUUCAAGAAUAUAAUGGGAGAUCUCAAGGAGUCGAAGCCAUGCAAUGCUUCGUACCAUUUGAUGCGACAUACAAGGUCCACCAUUCAGGUUAUUAAGGAUAAAAGUAAUCGUAAAGGAGGUAGGAAAGACAUCCCAUAUGAUGAUAGUGAUGAUUCAAUUCCAGAUGAUCCUCAGGCGAAAAUGCAACGACCUCUUGAAAUUGGUACCCCAACAAACCUGGAAUAUCCACCUACUUUCGGGCAUGAUGAAAUUCUCCAAAGCAGCAGUUUUGGCAUCCCGGUGCCCUGCGGUCCAGUUCUUAUGGAUGGACGCAGAGCAAGCUCCAAUCGGAAGAAACCCCACCGACGUGGAAUUCGUAGUAAGUCCGACAUGAAGAUGCCACCCACAAACUGGAGUGUGGCAGGCACCUCCCAGUGGCAAUAUCCUGAAGAACUCAUGGUCUCUGAUAUCCGGGAACUGCAGUUGCUUGAUGAAUUUAUUUACAAAAAGCUAAUGAACCUCAGUCUGUACAACAGUCAACGAGAUACUAUCUGUGAUGUAGUUUUUAAAAAAUCUCUCAAAGAAUUUCAUCGAGACCUGACAGCUUGUUUGUCAAUUGCAAUGUUGAAAGACGUAGUGACCACUCAGUACAGGUACAGAGAUUUAAUGAAUAAUUUUGAACAGGUGUUACAAGCACAGGUGAAAAAUGUAGGAACCAAUGCUGCUUUCCCAGUGACAAUGGGGGUCAAUGCUUUCCGUGGCUUUUUAGAUGAAUUCAUGAAGGAGAGUAAAGAAAUCCGGCGAAAAGAAAAGAAGGAAGAAAGAAAAACUGAAUCCAAAUCUACGAAGAAAGAGCGCCAGAAGAAAGAUAUGUUGGAGUAUUUGGGACACAAAUUCCUUACAGUUCAAUUCAACAUUCCAACUUUCUGUGAGCUAUGUUCAUCAAUUAUAUGGAUCAUGGAAAAGGGUUUUGUAUGUCAAGUUUGUAAAUAUACAUGUCACAAAAAAUGUUGUUUUAAAUCGACAACUUCUUGUAAAGGUAUUCCGACUCCCCGGGCCAAUGAUGGUUCAGUUGGAAAUAACCAAGUAUUUGGCUUUCCUCUUGAGUCUUUGAUAACUGAUGGAGAAAAUGUGCCUUUGGUCGCUGAAAAGUUAAUCUCAGCUAUAGAACUACACGGUCUUUAUACAGUUGGCUUAUACCGAAAAUGUGGUGCCGCUGCCAAAGUGAAGCAGUUGAAGAAUGCAGUAGAUGAAGAAGGUAUUGAAAAUGUAGACUUAGAUGAAUAUCCAAUUCACGUACUCACCACGACGUUGAAGUGUUUCUUCCGCGAGCUUCCAGAACCCCUUUUAACAUACGAUCUUUAUGAUGAUUUCAUUCAAGCCUCAGAAAUCAAAGAGUCGGUAGAGGCCAUCCAAGCUUUGUAUGCAGUUACAGAACGUCUUCCCAAAUCUAACUACCAUUUAUUUGAACGUCUCAUAUUCCAUCUUGCCCGUGUGGCACAACAUGAAGACAGUAACAAGAUGUCUGCCAACGGAUUGGCAAUCAUUUUUGUUCCUUGUCUUUUACGAACCAACAAGAAAAUGCAAGCACAAGAAUCUCUCCAGCAAGUGCCCAAACAAUCUCAAUGUAUAGAAAGCAUAAUUUCUGAACAGCUGCGGAAAUUGAAGGCCACGCUAGCCGAUAUCAGCACCUUGAACACAGCUCAAGCCACUGCCAAUGACCGAUUAAUUUAUGUUAGAGCAAGUAUUAAGAGCCCUAAGCCUGGUGAAUCACCUGAAGAAGAGUUUGUAGAAGCAGCUGAAUCUCCAAGUCCUGACAAUCUCGGUCUCUUUGAUGCCAGAGCAGAAGAACUUGCUCUGUCUGCUCAUAUAGAAUGUAUUCAGAAGGAGAAGUAAGUCAUACAUACGCAUACAUG
This is a messenger RNA of Octopus bimaculoides (California two-spot octopus), 5356 nucleotides long. RefSeq names its product unconventional myosin-IXa. Gene Ontology annotation, cellular component: actin filament; myosin complex. The record is from RefSeq and is a predicted model, not a curated record. Gene Ontology annotation, biological process: intracellular signal transduction. Gene Ontology annotation, molecular function: ATP binding; actin filament binding; microfilament motor activity. NCBI's taxonomy places the organism in Eukaryota, Metazoa, Mollusca, Cephalopoda, Octopoda, Octopodidae.